AUGGCGCCAUCCAAGGACGGCGAAGGCUUCUCGUCCAAUUCGACCGGCGAGGUCUUCAACGAGCUGGGGUGGAUGGUUCAGAAUGCCAGGGGAUACAGGAUCCACGAAGAACCAUAUGCAACACCACGCAAGAUCAGAGUGAUCCACAUCGGCGCGGGCGCUUCGGGAAUCACGCUUUCCAAAUUCAUCGAAGAACGGUGCGAGAACGUCGAGUUGCAGAUAUACGAGAAAAACAAGGACGUCGGAGGAACGUGGCUCGAGAAUAGAUAUCCCGGCUGUGCUUGUGACAUCCCUUCUGCGUCGUAUCAAUUCACCUGGGAAAGGAAUCCUUAUUGGUCCCAAUAUUACUCGGAGUCGCCGGAAAUAUGGCAGUAUUUCAAGAACGUGGUCGACAAGCACGGUCUGAUCAAAUACGUCCAACUCCAGCACACUGUGACCGGAGCGUAUUGGCAACCUGAGAAAGCCGUCUGGGAAGUGCAUGUGCGACGGCCCGAUGGGACCGAGUUCGUGGAUACUUGUAAUGUCCUCGUUAAUGGCGGUGGGAUUCUGAACAAUUGGAAGUGGCCAGAUAUCAAAGGCCUGCAUUCGUUUAAGGGUAUCCUCGUGCACAGCGCCAAUUACGACCCCGAAAUCGACUUGAACGGUAAGCGUGUUGCGGUCAUUGGAAUCGGGAGCAGCGGCAUCCAGAUCAUCUCAAAGAUUGCGUCCCAGGUAAAGCAACUCUACACUUGGGUCAGAUCGCCAACGUGGAUCACCGCCGGGUUUGCCCAGAAGUUUGCUGGACCGGAUGGAGGAAAUUUCCGCUAUACUCCCGAACAGCAAAAGAAAUUUGCCGAGAACCCAGACUUAUUCCUGAAAUAUUCGAAAAUGAUCGAGUCUGAGCUGAACGUCAGGUUCAAGUUCAUUUUGAAUGGGACCAAGGAGGCCGAAGGUGCCAGAGAAUUUGCUCGAAACGAGAUGAUGCAGAAGCUUGGGACGACGAAACCGGAGCUCCUAGAGGCGAUCAUACCCAAGAAUUUCGGUGUGGGAUGCAGGAGGCCGACUCCUGGAAACGGCUUCCUUGAAGCUUUGAACCAAGAAAAUGUCCAAGUCUUCAUCUCGCCCAUGAAAGAGAUAAACGCCAAUGGUUUCGUCGAUAGUGAGGGACAGCAACACGACGUGGACAUUAUCAUCUGUGCCACAGGGUUCAACACAAGCUGGAUUCCCAGGUUCCCCGUCGAAGCAAAUGGGCACAGUAUUGCAAAGAUGUGGGCCAAGGAGGCUACAUCAUAUAUUUCCCUCGGAGUUCCCUACAUGCCGAACUAUUUCAUGAUGGGCGGGCCUUAUGGUCCCCUUGGGCACGGGUCUUUCCUACCCAUCAUCGAGACGCUUGCGGGCAACAUCAUCCAGUGCAUUCAAAAGAUGCAAAAAGACCGUAUCAAGAGUCUGACCCCCAAACCUGAGAUCGCCGAGCAGUUUAGAGAGCACGCACAACUGUUUCUGAAUAGAACAGCUUGGACUUCGGGAUGUAGUUCGUGGUUCAAGCAAGGAAGAAUCGAUGGUCCGCUGCCAAUGUUCCCUGCGUCUCGAUUGGUGUAUAUGGACCUUCUGGCGACUCCCAGAUUUGAGGACUACCAGAUUGAGUACAUGAACUCAUUGAACAUGUUUGAAUUCCUGGGUAAUGGCUUUGCCACUCGAGAGUUUGACGGUCGCGACCUAUCGUAUUACUUGGGGCUGCUAGACGGCGAUGAUCACCAAAUCGACCUCGAAGGCGCAAUCCAUGACGACCUCGCGCAGCUGAAUUUGAUACAAAACUAG
Cladophialophora immunda is the source of this 1797-nucleotide messenger RNA. RefSeq lists its product as uncharacterized. The coding region runs from base 1 to 1797 and encodes 598 amino acids. NCBI's taxonomy places the organism in Eukaryota, Fungi, Ascomycota, Eurotiomycetes, Chaetothyriales, Herpotrichiellaceae. The transcript is spliced from 9 exons. Gene Ontology annotation, molecular function: NADP binding; flavin adenine dinucleotide binding; N,N-dimethylaniline monooxygenase activity. The record is from RefSeq and is a predicted model, not a curated record.